GAACAGGACAGAAAAGGGGAGUGAGUUUUGGACUUUGUCCUCAUAUUCACUGUCACUAGAACCUGGAGAAGAUAGAGAGAGGCACAGCGGGAGAGGUAGAAAGAGCGGAGGGAAAGAGUGGCAGAGAGAAGUCAGCCUAGUCUAAAAAAAAAACACAUAAAAAGACAAAACAAAAAACAGGACAAUUAAGAAUUUUAAAUGGAAAACUCUGCAGCACUUCUAGACAAGCAAUCACCGCCUGGAGCAACUGAUAUUUCUCCAGAUGGUGCAACAUCUACUAAACAGAAGAAAAGUAAAAAACGGCUUGCAGACGUGAAGUCGUUUAGUCUUGAAGAACCUUUACAAGGCGAUGGGGGGGAAAGAACUGGAACGUUGUUCAGGUCAAAAACAUAUGACCAACCUUCAUCUUUAAUGUCAUUUGAAAAGGAUCUCUCAACAGAAAGACGCAGAUCUAUAACCAGCAAUUUACCAAAGCACAAUGUCACUUUCCACAAGCUGUUUCGGGAUGUUUCUGAGGAUGAGGAGCUUAAAGACAGCUUUUCCUGUGCCCUCCAGAAGGAAGUUUUAUAUCAGGGUCGUUUGUACAUUUCGCCCAACUACUUAGGAUUCUACUGCAGCAUGCUACGCAAGGAAAUCAAGGUUUUGAUACCUGUCACCUCUGUGAUCCUUCUAAAGAAAGCAAAUACAGCACUACUGGUGCCCAAUGCUCUGAGUGUGAGAACCAUUGAAGGAGACAAGUAUCUGUUUGGGUCUCUGCGCAACAGAGAAAUUUGUUACCAAGCAGUCCGCUCUGUUUGUACUAAUCUUCAGGAUGGAAGUUUGUGUAACACCCCUCUCUCAUACUGUGCAGACCCAGGUACAGAACAAAACAAGGUCUUGAACUCCAGCCACUCGGAUCUGGAGCAGCAUCAGGAGUCUGACAGUGCACAAAACUGUGCCACAGGCAAGGUUGCACCUUUCCAAGUCCAGACUCAAAUAAGAUCUUCCCCUAGUGAAGUGGAUGGGAUUGUUCAGAGUAAUGGAAAAGUGUGUCAGCAGAAGGAAACUUUAGGCAAUUCUAAUCGCACACAAUGGAUAGCGCCAAGGACUGUGAACAUUCUGCUCAAUGUUUACAUGUUGCUGGUUGUCAUCUUGCUGGUCUCGUCAGGAUAUAUAGGGUUGCGAAUUAUGGAGCUGGAGAACCAGCUGAGUGUCAUGGGAGCCUGGCCAAAGGAAGCAUUGAACCAUGGGUCUCGGGACACAUGAGGUGAACGUGACAAAGAAGCUUGUCACAUUUAUCAACAUCUCUGCUGGAACAACGUGAGAGACCACUCACAGGAGAAAUGCAGUGAAAAAAUCUUCAUGGUGUGGGAUCAGUCCAAUAUGGUUUUGCUGAACUCAAAACAGACUCAAAGAAAAAACUUUGCACUUUAUGCUUUUAGUUCCAACAUUAUAAAAGGGGCCCCGAAGGCUGAACACAACAUGGAAUAAAAUUAGAAGCCAUAAUGAGCACUUACAACUUUAGACCAUCUUCUCUGUAGAUGUGGAUUAUGCACCCUCUUAUGGCAUCUGGAAUACAAUCAAGACUUAAAUACAGUUGGUCUAAAGUAUGACAUGAAAAAGCAUGUUAAGAGGCUUCGAUCACAGAAUCUUAGGGUAUGAUCAAAUUGUAGGGACGUUCUCCCUUUAUAGAGGCUUGACCAUUGGUAAAUGAGCUGCAAGGGGGUGACAUUGGUAAUGGGUAAUUCCCUCAGAGGGUUUUGCUUUCCUAAAAUUAGUUUUCUGUUUUCUGUUAACAUACUGAGUGUUUAGAGGAGAAUGCAUUCCCUGGAAAAGAGACAAAGAAGAAACAGAUAUGGGGAGUAGUGAAAUAUGUUUUUUUCACAUUGAAUAAGAAAUAUUCCAGCUGGUCUGAAAUAGUGUUAUCAAUCCUAACAAAAGACACACUUAACCUCUUUAAUACCUCAGAGACAUGCAAGCGCACAACAGCAACUCACACCUCAACCCAGAGGAUUGCAUCUCUCUUCUUAUUACUCAGAAAAUAUGUGUAUUUAUCUUUUACUGAUAUCCAGAGAACCAAUCUUUUUUAAUAUAAAGUGAUUUUUACUUAUGUAUGUAUUUCAAAGAAUUUUUACACAAAUUAUUUAUAUGUUUAUGUAUGUUCCUAAAAUAAAAAAAAUUCAGGUAAAA
Spea bombifrons (plains spadefoot toad) is the source of this 2169-nucleotide messenger RNA. Its product is annotated as GRAM domain-containing protein 2B-like. The transcript has 13 exons. The coding region runs from base 199 to 1245 and encodes 348 amino acids. Lineage: Eukaryota; Metazoa; Chordata; Amphibia; Anura; Pelobatidae. The record is from RefSeq and is a predicted model, not a curated record.